Messenger RNA from Helobdella robusta, 2632 nucleotides. RefSeq lists its product as hypothetical. Gene Ontology annotation, molecular function: zinc ion binding; ubiquitin protein ligase activity. Lineage: Eukaryota; Metazoa; Annelida; Clitellata; Rhynchobdellida; Glossiphoniidae. The record is from RefSeq and is a predicted model, not a curated record. The transcript has 9 exons. The coding region runs from base 1 to 2196 and encodes 731 amino acids.
AUGGCACCGCUUUGGAGACGUGUGUGCCCUGAUUUGGUUGUUGUCCGCCAGCAGGAGGCAGCUGAUGCUACCAUCUACAUACUUCGAGAUAUUGGACCCACUGGUUUUUUGUUAAAAGAAGAAAAUGAUCAGAAAGUUCAAAAGGUAUUAAUUGGCGAAAGACACACAUGUAGUUGUACAAAUUUUAUGAAAAACAGUUCGGAACUUUGCAAGCAUCUGUGUUGGAUACUGUUGAAAAAAUUCAAAUUAUCGCCAUCUGAUCCAGUAUCUUGGCAACUCGGUCUCUGCGAAAGAGAUGUCAACAUGUUGUUAAAAAAUGCUAAAUCAAAAAGCAGAACGUCUAAAGACUUAAAAACAGAAACAUUUAAAUCAGAAAUUAAACCCAAGCUGAUUGAACAAAGAGAAAUAACAGACGAGGAUUCUUGCCCUAUAUGCCAAGAAGAUUUGCUUGGUAGUCCUCAAAAAAUUACUUUUUGCAGAUAUGGUUGUGGCAACAGUGUUCAUGUCAAGUGCAUGAGAGUUUGGGCUGCCCACAGAAAAGUAGACAGUACUGUUGAAUGUCCUUUCUGUAGAACAGACUUUGGUCCAAUUACAUUGCUUAAUGAAUCAAAGUAUAGAUUGUUUGGACCUCGAUUGACUAACUACCAAAAUCACAUGAUGGAACAUUCCAGAACCUACUGCCACUCCUGUGGUGCAUCUCCAAUAAUAGGGAAAUGUUAUAAGUGUGACUUUUGUGAUACGGACUUUUUUUUAUGUCAGCCAUGCUUCAAGACAGAAAUUCACGGCGAGCAUCAAUUUGUCUACAGAGCUAAAAUGAAUCAAAGAUGGCAGCCUGUCUGCAAUAGAGACUUCAUAAUAAAAUUGAGAUCACUUCAUUUAAAUGAUAUAUUGACGAGAGAUAUUGUUGAUGCCGAUUAUGAUACCUUACUGCUUCAGCUGUCAACAGGCACAUACAACUCAAACACUGCUGCCAACGAUCUACAAGAAUGCCAUCUCAUCUCAUUUCCAACUCGACGACUGAAAACCAAUGAUCCUCUGCUCAGUCAAUCAAAUAAUAACAAGGGUGGCUGCCUAUGUAAAAUUUGUAACAUAGUUUUGAAAGAAGGACACGAGGUUAGGAUGGUCCCAUGUUGCAAGACAUGGUUCCAUAGAGAAUGCAUUGAUGCCUGCAGCAGUUCAGAUAAUUCUAGUAAGAGCAACGCUAGAACCGAAAGAGCCAAAAAAUGCAAGUUAUUUGGAGGGGGUGAUGAUGCUAGCAGCAUUAAAAUUCGAGGACUGAACAUUAAAAAAACGUUCAGUGAUGACUUUGGUGGCGGUGACGAUGAUGAGGAAAACGGUGAUACAAUUUUCGAGAAUUUGUAUCCAUAUGCAUCUAGAUACAAUAGAUAUAAGGAAAAAUGUAACAUCUCAUUGAAAUCAAGACAUGCAUCUCUGGACAGUACAGCGCAAAAUCAGGCUCCACUUAACUUCAAACUGCAGAACAGAAUGACAACAGCAAAACGACACUUCCUACCAAAACUGAUUCGUGAUAACCAAAAUACGUUAAGUAACAAGAAUCUUCUCAUUAAAUCUGCACACAGUAGCAGUGCCAAAAGCAGUAGCUCACUUCUAUUAGAACCUACCCCAGUGAGAGGAAAGUCGGAUGACAUUAACUCUGACAAUGUAAUCGACAAUAAUAAUAAUAACAAUAGCAAUAUUAAUAACCUUAACAAGUAUGUAAAGCUAAAUGCCAUCAAAAGAGAACACAGCUGGCCCACAAUGGACAAAAGCAAAAUUGCUUAUAUUAAUAACAAUAACAACAGUAACGAUCGAAUUAUUAGGAAGAAUGAUGUCAAUGAGAGAUCAGAAACCAGUAACCAGUUGAAUAUACAACGAGAUGUUUUUCCUAAAGUAUCAACUGCCACUAACGUCAGUCAGAAAACUAAACUUCACAACAACAAUCCCACCCUGAAUAAACAUUAUACAUACGCCAUACAUACAAACACGCCAGUUCUUUAUGAAGAAGAUGAUGAAAAUAAAGUGGAAAUUGCUAAUGAUAACAACAAUGAUAAUUUAAUUGUCUGCAAAACCCAAUCAGCAGUGAUUGACUACGAAGCAAGUGAUGAUGAUUAUAACGAGUGUGGUAGUCACGACCUAAAUCAUAAUACGAAAACAUCUAGGGAUGAAAAAUUAACUUAUAAAGAUAGUAGUUGCUGAUGUUUUGUGGUGAAAUUUUAAUAAAUACGAGUUCAUGUAUUACAUUAUCAUUACUAAAAAAAACUAUAAUCAGUCUAUUUCUUCAAUAGUAGAACAAACAAAACUAUAAAUAAAAUAAAACAAAUAUAAAACAUCAUGAAGUAAAAUGGAAAAAGUUAACUGCUAGAUCGUGUCAUUGUGAAGAGAUAAAAGUUUGAGGUAAGAAUUAAAAAAAUAAAAUAAAAUGGAAACCGUAAAACAACGAAUAUUAAACAACAGUGUCAAUGAGUCCUAGAUGUAAUCAAUAUAUGCAUAUCAGACCAGUAUAUUCUAAUGAUAAUGUCAUACAAACUAACGAACAAAAUCAUUAUUCAAAAAUGAGUUAGUCAGUUUGUUGUGAUGCAUCGUUUCCUACUACAUCAAUGUUGUCAUUAAAGGCUUGUGUUAUUAUUCUCUG